Molecule: messenger RNA, 3245 nt
Organism: Lingula anatina
Lineage: Eukaryota; Metazoa; Brachiopoda; Lingulata; Lingulida; Lingulidae
Product: fatty acid CoA ligase Acsl3-like
Biological process (GO): long-chain fatty-acyl-CoA metabolic process; long-chain fatty acid metabolic process; neuron differentiation
Cellular component (GO): lipid droplet; plasma membrane; endoplasmic reticulum
Molecular function (GO): long-chain fatty acid-CoA ligase activity
Source: RefSeq, a predicted model, not a curated record
AUUCACAAUAACAGUGUGCGAUAUUGUGGUGUUACCUAUCAUAUCAAAAAUUAAAGACCUAUCUAUGUUUUCACGAAAUCCCCGAAUUUUUUAUUUGAAGAACCAGCAUAUUACUUCAGUUUUCGUAGGCUGUGUAAAAAAUAUGAAUCCGGUUCAAAGUUCAUAGUGUUGCUGGUUUCCCGUUCGUGUUGAUAUCUGAGAUGUGAGUAACCUUGCCAGGAGAGAGAUAUAGCCAACAAUGCCUGAUAUCUUUGCCAAUGUCGCUGUAGGAAUAAUAAAAGGACUGGUCUAUGCAUAUGAUUUUGUGACAUGGCCCAUUUAUUUCCUGGUGUUCAGUCCUGUCUAUAAAUUGAGUAAAUCCAACAGAAUUAAGGCAAGACCAGAGAAUGAUGACCCUGGUAAGCCGUGGCGGUCAGUUGAUUCAGACCACCUUGUGACCACCCUGAUCCCUGGUUGUGACACAGUGGACGAACUGUUCAAGAGGGCAGUGGACAAUUAUGGACCAAACAGGUGCUUGGGAAAGAGGGAACUGCUGAGUGAAGAGGAUGAGAAACAGCCCAGUGGGAAAGUUUUUAAGAAGGCCAUAUUUGGCAAGUACAGCUGGUGGAAUUAUGAAGAAGUUUAUGAAAAAGUGACAAAUUUUGGCGCAGGUCUGCUCUCGCUGGGACUAAAACCAGGGGAGAAGAUCGUCAUAUUUGCAGAGACAUCUCCCGAGUGGAUUAUAGCAGCUCAGGCCUGCUUGAAGUACAACUUUCCAAUCGUCACUUUAUAUGCCACUUUGGGUGAAGAGGCUGUGCAAUAUGGAGUCAAUGAGACAGAAGUCAGUAUAGUCAUCACCAGCUACGCACAGGUCCAUAAAUUUAAGGAUACUCUCCCCAACAUGCCGACUGUGCAACACAUAAUCUACAUUGAGCACCCUGAUCACUCUAAGACUCCUGACACCAAGGAAUUCCCCACCAAUGUCAGGGUACAUUCCAUGCAGGCUGUAGAACAGGAGGGGGCCAACAACAAGAUUGAGGAAGGGACUUACCCAAAGACCAAGAGUAGUGAUCUGGCAGUCAUUAUGUACACUAGUGGAUCUACAGGUCCUCCCAAAGGGGUUUUGCUGAGUCAUGGUAACCUAAUGUCUGCCAUAGCAGGACAGUGUAACAGGGUCGGCCAUCUUGGGCUUGGAGAUGUUUAUAUUGCCUAUUUGCCACUUGCUCAUGUUUUGGAAUUGACAGCAGAGCUUGCCUGUUUGGCCCAUGGUGUCGCCCUUGGAUACUCCUCGCCGCAAACAAUCACGGACCAGUCGACGCGGAUCAAGAGAGGAAGUAAAGGGGAUGCCACUGUACUGAAGCCCACUCUGUUGGCUGCUGUGCCGCUGAUUGCAGAUCGCCUGUAUAAAAAUGUUUGGGAGAAAGUAAACGAGGGAAGUCUAUUCAGCAGAAAACUGUUUCAUUUUGCGUACAACUAUAAACUGGCAAAAUAUGAGUCUGGGAACAGCACCCCCAUCAUUGACAGAUUGGUUUUCAAGCGAGUGCGUGCCAUCCUGGGAGGACGCCUGCGUCUGAUGCUGUGCGGCGGUGCCCCUCUUUCUGCAGACUCUCAAAGAUUCAUGAAUAUUCUGUUUUGUUGUCCAGUGGGUCAGGGAUAUGGGUUAACUGAAACUGCUGGAGCUGGGACUGUGCACGAAGCCACAGACCGUAGCACAGGCAGAGUAGGAGCCCCAGUAAUCUGCUGCCAGGUCUUACUGAGGGAUUGGGAGGAAGGUGGUUACACUCCCUAUGAUGAGCCCAAUCCUAGAGGAGAGAUCCUGAUUGGUGGUGGUAAUGUUGCCAUGGGUUACUACAAGAAUGAGGAGAAGACCACGGAAGACUUUCUGACAAUUGAUGGGAUCCGUUACUUCUGCACUGGGGAUAUUGGCGAGUUCAAGGAGGAUGGGUGUCUACAGAUUAUUGAUCGUAAGAAGGACCUGGUCAAGCUUCAAGCUGGAGAAUAUGUCUCCUUGAGCAAAGUGGAAACAGCUCUGAAAAUGCACCCGCUCAUUGAUAACGUGUGUUUGUACGGGGACAGCGGUCAGAACUACACGGUAGCCCUCAUAUGUCCCAACAUGAAGAACUUGAAGCAGCUGGCCAGUGGUCUGGGGCUGGACACUGGGGACAUGGACAGUGUGUGUCACAGUAAGAUAGUGGAGAAGGAAAUGAUGAAGGCAGUUAAUGAGGAGGGGAAGAAAGCCAAGCUGAACAGGUCAGAGAUCCCACAGAAAGUGACCGUGGUCAGUGACCAGUGGACACCGGACGAGGGACUGGUCACAGACGCCUUUAAGUUAAAGAGAAAACCCAUCUUUAAUAAAUACGAAGGCUUGAUCAAGGCUAUGUAUAAUUCUAAGUAACAUUUUUUGGUAGAAAACUCUGUAUGUAGGGUUUGGCGUUGUGUUUAUAUAAGGUGACCAUUGUUAUGUACUAGUGGAUGUUAUGUGCUAUUCUAGAACUGUAUUAUAAGAAGCCAAAAAUUGGUCUUUAAUCUUUAAGGCUGUACAUUUUAACUACUUUGACCACAGUUUAAUCUAAAGUGGGUAAACUAAAUAAUGUGAGUAUUGGACAUAAUUUAGGUCAACAGUUGCUCUGUUUUUUGUGGAUGACUAAAGAUUUAUCCUGGAUUAAGCUAUGACUGUAUUUUUUGUCUUAAGGUUCAGACCUAUUUUCGAUGUAUUUGUAAAUUUUGCAUCAAACUGUGCCUGUUAUUUGUUCAGAACAAACUGCUCAUGAAGAUCAAAUUUUCAGGAGGAUAAAAAUUUUUAUAUAGAUUGUAUCCCAGUGCAGCUUUUGUGUAAUUUUUGUUAACUUGGACAGGGAUUUUUUUCUUUAGUGACACUUUUAAAGACUUGUUGAACAGAAUUAAGUGACACUUUGACUAGAAUCAAGUGAGGAAUGAGAAAAGCAAUCAUUCUGAACACUUACUUUUUAAGCAGUGAGGAUUUCUCCUUUACACUAGUUAUGAAAAUGUAGGUAAAACACAACAGUAAACCAGCUUGGUCAGUGGCUUUUUUUCAGUCUAAUAUAAAGGUUUCUGUUUUAGAAAAUACAUUUGCAGUUAUUCACUGCUCAUUGCAGAGAUUGGCAUUACGGAAUUGAACAAACACUGCCUUUUAGGGUGCCAAGAUUUAAAAUUUUAAAAUAUGUUUGCGUAAAACUGGGUUUUAUUUAUUUGCAGUCUGCCAGAUAUUUGGCCAUUUUUCUUCUGAAGUGCAUUUGAAAUGAAAA